ACAACAAUCUUGGGUGUACAUUUUCUAAGCAAGCAAUGAGCUUCAGAGUCAGAAACGGAAGAAUAAUUUACGCCCGAGAGGCAACAGAUGAAAACAAGUAGGAGAGGCAUCCUGCUCCGCCCCAAGCACCGGCGUCACGCUUCUCUCGAUCGGAUGUGGUUAACGGGUCAAACCGACAGAGCGGCUAGUGGCGACGGUAGAACUUCAACACAUUCGAGGUAAACUGAGUAUUUCAAGCAAACUGGAGGGGAGAGGAUGUGAGGGACCGCAUAAUGGUAGCUGACGACAACGCUAACGUUGUUGACCGCUGUUGUCGGCGGCAGGGUUUGUAGCAGCUAGCUAAUGUUGCGAGCCCGUGUCUGAGCUGAUAGCUGAACUUCGCAGCAACUCGCCGACCCGAGUCCGCUCAGGCAGCCGCAGCACGGCAGCGCCAGCCGGGUGGAUGUGAUCUGUAAGCAGCUCAUGGCCUGUAUGCUGCUGACCAACAUGAACCCACCAUUAUCCAGUCCACCGACCCUUGAGAACAUCCUUCUCUCAGAACUCAACACUCCCAAUGGACACAAUCUCAAACAGGACAUCAAGAGCACUGUUUUAACUGUCCACCUUUAUCACUGGGGGAAGACUCGAGCGGGGGCCGACCAUUUGGAAAACACCCUCACAUUUCCACCUGGAGAAUACGUGGCAGAGGAGUUAUGCAUUACUGCUGCUAAAGCGUGUGAUAUUACUCCAGUGUACUGCAACCUGUUUGGCUUAAUGAGAGAAAGUGACCAAGUCUGGUUUCCUCCUAAUCACGUUUUUAAACUACACCACACAGACAAUGAGAGCCUUCACCUCAGAAUCAGAUACUAUUUUCCUGGCUGGUAUAAUGGCAGUAACUCCUGUGCUCAUCGAUAUGGUUUGUCCAAAGGAAUGGAGACGCCAGUCAUGGACGACUGUGUCAUAGCCUACCUGUUUGCUCAGUGGCGUAGCGACUUUCUGAGCGGUCGGAUUCAAAUUCCUGUGAGCCAUGAAGCUCAGGAGGAGUGUCUGGGAAUGGCUGUGCUGGACAUGAUGAGGCUGGCUAAAGAGAGUGAUCUCUUACCGGUAGACAUCUACAACAACACCAGCUACAAGUCGCUCCUGCCAAGGUGCAUGCAGAGCCACAUCCAAAGCUACAACCUGUUAACUCGGAAGAGAAUCCGCUAUCGCUUCAAAAAGUUCAUCCAGCAGUUCAGCGAGUGCAAGGCCACAGUUUGUAACCUCAAGCUCAAAUACCUGAUAAGCCUGGAGAUGCUGCUGCCGUCUUUCUACUCGGAACACUUCCAGGUCACUGACCUCUCCUCACAAGAGGCCACUAUCAUCGUUAAUGGCAAUAAGGGUAUUCUUUGGCGUAAAGGGACCGAGGAGGAGGGUGCAGAGGAGGUCUACUGUGACUUCCCAGAGGUGAUCGACAUCAGCAUCAAACAGGGCAGUAAGGAAGGCUCAGCAGAAAGUCGCAUAGUUUCCCUCACCAGACAGGACAGCCAGAUCCUGGAGCUGGAGUUUCAUUCGUUGUCGGGGGCACUGUCGUUUGUAUCUUUAGUUGAUGGAUACUACCGACUGGUGGCCGAUGCACAUCACUACCUGUGUAAAGAGGUCGCGCCACCGAGACUUCUGGAGUGCAUUCAGAGCUGCUGCCACGGCCCCAUAUUGAUGGAGUUCACAGUAAGUAAGCUGCGCCACUCGGGUAACUGCCAGGGCCUGUACAUCCUCCGCUGCAGCCCCAAGGAGUAUGACAAAUAUUUCAUGUCAUUCAUCGUGGGGUAUGAGGCGAUGGUGGAGUACAAACACUGUCCCAUUGUGAAGACGGAGUCAGGAGAGUUCAUCCUGAGUGGGACCAAGAGGAGCUUCGGCUCUCUGAGGGAACUGAUGCACUGUUACCAAAAGGAGGAGCUCCGUACAGAGGGACACACGUUUCAGCUAACCAGAUGUUGUCCGCCUAGCCCAAAAGAUAAAACCAACCUGCUGGUUUGCAGAAACAAUCAGGUUCCAGAGGUUGCUCUCUUCCCACUGCUUCACAAACACAUCAGUCACAUGGUUUUCCACAAGAUCCGCAAGGAGGACCUCAGUUUC
Molecule: messenger RNA, 2091 nt
Organism: Nothobranchius furzeri (turquoise killifish)
Lineage: Eukaryota; Metazoa; Chordata; Actinopteri; Cyprinodontiformes; Nothobranchiidae
Source: RefSeq, a predicted model, not a curated record